This is a messenger RNA of Metarhizium album ARSEF 1941, 789 nucleotides long. RefSeq names its product phosphoribosylformimino-5-aminoimidazole carboxamide ribotide isomerase. The coding region runs from base 1 to 789 and encodes 262 amino acids. NCBI's taxonomy places the organism in Eukaryota, Fungi, Ascomycota, Sordariomycetes, Hypocreales, Clavicipitaceae. The transcript has 3 exons. Gene Ontology annotation, biological process: L-histidine biosynthetic process; L-tryptophan biosynthetic process. Gene Ontology annotation, cellular component: cytoplasm. Gene Ontology annotation, molecular function: 1-(5-phosphoribosyl)-5-[(5-phosphoribosylamino)methylideneamino]imidazole-4-carboxamide isomerase activity. The record is from RefSeq and is a predicted model, not a curated record.
AUGACUCGAUUUCGACCAUGUAUAGACCUGCACGCCGGCCAGGUCAAGCAGAUUGUUGGCGGCACUCUGGACAGCGCCUCGUCAUCCCUGCAAACGAACCAUGUGUCACCACACCCUCCGUCGUACUUUGCCGAGCUGUACCGGAGCAACUCACUGCAGGGCGCUCAUGUCAUCAUGCUGGGACCGGGAAACACGGAGUCAGCCAAGCAGGCGUUGCAGGCGUGGCCGGGCCACCUGCAAGUAGGCGGCAGUAUCAAUGACAGGAACGCAAAGGAGUGGCUGGACGCGGGGGCUUCGAAGGUCAUCAUCACCUCAUAUCUCUUCCCGCAAGGAAACUUCAGCCAAUCGAGGCUCGACGCUGUUCUGGAAGCACUGGGCGGAGACAGGAGCAAGCUGGUCAUCGAUCUGAGCUGUCGCCGCCGCGGGGAGGACUCGUGGUUUGUGGCCAUGGACAAAUGGCAGACAGUCACCGAUAUGGAGGUCAAUCAAGAGUCUAUCAGAGCCCUGGAGCCGUACUGCUCCGAGUUCUUGAUUCAUGCGGCAGAUAACGAGGGCCUGCAGAAGGGCAUAGACGAGGCAUUGGUGGGCAGAUUGGCAGAGUGGUGCUCCAUCCCCGUCACUUAUGCUGGUGGAGGGCGGAGUCUGGAAGACUUGGACCUCGUCGACCGGCUCAGUCGUGGCAAAGUCGACUUGACUAUUGGCAGUGCGCUGGACUGUUUUGGUGGAAAUGGAGUCAAGUUUGAUGAUUGUGUGGCUUGGAAUAGAAGAGCAGGGAGCUCAGCCGGGUGA